Molecule: messenger RNA, 753 nt
Organism: Alternaria triticimaculans
Lineage: Eukaryota; Fungi; Ascomycota; Dothideomycetes; Pleosporales; Pleosporaceae
Exons: 1
Coding region: 1-753 (250 amino acids)
Source: RefSeq, a predicted model, not a curated record
AUGGCCUCAAUCAACGACCCCACUAUCGCCCUAGGCGAUAACUUCACAAAGCUCUCUGGACCCGAGAACUUCAUAGACUGGUUCCAGUCUUUCAAGGACAUCGCGAAGAUCCACGGUUACGCUGAAUACUUCAAGGACAACGCUCAAGUAGUCGCAAAGCCCAUUGCGUCCGCCUUCCUCGCACCUCAACAAGCCGCCGAUCAAGGAGCAGAGCACUCUGUUCCGCAGGAUUGGGAGUACCACCUCGCCGUUUAUAACACUCGUCUUCAAGAAUGGAAGGACUAUGAUGUGGCCUCUCGCUCGGCUUUAGCCCUCCUCCACGCUGCUAUCGAGCCAUCGGUGUGGAUGAAGGUCAGGAAUACCAACUCGCCAGCUUCCGCAUUGAAGGCCGUUAUCCGCCACAUGAACGACGAAACGCCUAACAACGUCCUGGCAGACCGCGCUCGGACGGUGAUCAGCUCUCUUGACUUAAGGACGUCAACUGCGGUUCGCCAAUUCGUCGUCGACUUCAAUGAGCUCUAUGGAGAGGUGUAUUUCGAUGCGGACAUUUCUACUUGGGCUAUCGAAAAGAUCAAUGCAGCCCUGCCUCGUUCGUACCAUACGCUCGUCGAAGACCAUAAGCGCCUCAGUGGUAAGAUCACCUUCACUGGGCAUACCUUCAAAGGGUAUCGGUCUCAUCUUUUCAACCAUGUUGAAGAGGAUGACCCCCCGGAAAUGAAUAACAAGGCUCGCAAAAUCUCCCGCUUGAGAUAA